CUUCCAACGCUAAAACUUCCACAAAACAAACACAGCCUAAAGGGGUUCCUUUCCCCUUCAUUUGCAUCGGUAUUUUUGCUAUUACCACGUAAACGUCCAAAACAUGAUUGGGUGGCUGUAUUUUUAGUAUAUCCACCCAUGACACCUCUUGUGAGCAAGCAUAUAUUGAGGCCAUUUCAUUCAUAAGAAUUCAUCAAUUUCCCAUGCAAUAAACAAAUUUCACAGCUCCCAUUUAUUGUAUGGCCAUGGCUAUGGCACAUAUACUCUUGUUCAGAUAUCCUCCAUAUUCUCCUGCACCAAGCUCAAAACAUUUCCACCCCAUAUAUUCAUUGGCAAAAUUUUCUCUCUCUAAAACUACCAGAAAACAAUGCCUGAGAGUUACUUGCUCUACUGGUACCAAACCCUCUUCAGCUGAGAUAAGUUCUGCAGCCAAAAUUCGAAGCGAAGUUCUUUCUCCCUUUCGCACAGUAAGAAUGUUUUUCUAUCUUGCUUUUAUAGCAAGUGGUUCUCUUGGUGGAUUAAUAGCCACCACUCAGUUAAUCUCUGCACUGACAAAUGCAUCAAAAGCGGACCAAGUUCCUGAGAUCUUGAAAAGUCUUGGAGUAGACUUGGGAGCAAUCGCUUUAUUUGUAUUUCUGUACUCAAGAGAGCUUAGUGCCAAAAAUGCGCAGCUUGCUAGACUGUCAAGAGAGGAAAGCCUCUCAAAUCUUAAGAUGAGAGUGGAUCAAAAGGUCAUCACAGUAGGUGAUUUGAGGGGCUUUGCACGCCUUGUGAUACUUUCUGGACCUGCCUCUUUCAUUAAGGAAUCCAUCAAACUGAGUGAACCCUAUGCAGAUAGUCUUCUUGAACGUGGAGUAAGGGUUGUGCCUAUUGUAACUGAUGGGGGUAGUAACUUUGAAGUUGAGGAUGUUGAGGAGGAGAUUCCAGAUGAGAAAAAGAAGAAGCUGUGGCAGUUGUUUCCCAUGUUCCCUAAUGAAUGGUUCAAGUGGUUAGAUGAUCAGAAGGAAUUGGCUAAGGUUGCCAAAGAAGCACCAGUGUACAUCUCCCUUCGAAUGGAUGGUCGUGUAAGAGGGAGUGGUGUUGGCUACCCUCCUUGGAGUGCAUUUGUAGCCCAGCUACCACGAGUCAAGGGGCUAUGGUCAGGCCUUCUUGAUGGCAUGGAUGGAAGGGUGUAAACUAUUUCUUUCAUAGCAUCUAGAGAACAUCUUCUUUCACUGUCGAGGUUAGUUAACAGUGAAAAAAUUUGUCUAGUUGCCUAACUAUGAAAAUGCGAAAGGUUGGAGAUAGAAGCUAUUGGCCAUUGAAGAAGAUCUGGCCUGAGGUAAGCAUUCUCUGAAUUUAAUUUGAAUAUGUUUAUUGCAUUUGUUAUAUGUUAGUAUCCUUUUUGUAGAUAUCAAAAGAUGCCACAACAUAAAGUGACACUGAUCCAUGGAAUCUAGAAAGCUCGUCUUAUUGAUUUGGUUGCACAGUGAUUGAAAUUUGAAACAAAUUCAAUAUCAAAAGAGAGCAAAUAUUUAGUUCGAUUCUCACUGAAGAAAUGCAAGGCACUUUUCAUGGAAUACAAACUUUAGAUGGUGAAAAUGUGGAGCCGCACUCCUUUCUGUGGGAUGUAUGUAAACUCUUUUAGCUGAUUCUAGCAGACGCUUUGAUAUGUAACGUUAGCUGGAGUUUGCAUCGAUGACUUCUCUACUGGGGAGAAAAUCUGUGCGUCAUGCAAUGAAUCCUAAAAUUUGCAUUUCCAUUUAA
This is a messenger RNA of Amborella trichopoda, 1746 nucleotides long. The record is from RefSeq and is a predicted model, not a curated record. NCBI's taxonomy places the organism in Eukaryota, Viridiplantae, Streptophyta, Magnoliopsida, Amborellales, Amborellaceae.